This is a messenger RNA of Drosophila subpulchrella, 1553 nucleotides long. RefSeq lists its product as uncharacterized. The record is from RefSeq and is a predicted model, not a curated record. The transcript has 2 exons. The coding region runs from base 6 to 1553 and encodes 515 amino acids. NCBI's taxonomy places the organism in Eukaryota, Metazoa, Arthropoda, Insecta, Diptera, Drosophilidae.
UAGCUAUGCUGAUAUUCUGCCUGUGGACAACUCUUCCAUGGAUUGUCCUGGGCCAGACGUACUACAUGAGCUUUAUUUUCAACAACUAUGGGCCCUCUAGAAUAAGUGCGCCUCAACUUGGAUUCAACGGCUCUUCAAAUCCUCAAAUGGAGGGUGGUAAUAUAAGGGUCAGCUCGGAAGAGCGUCCACGUGAGCAAGAAACUCUGGAGGUCAGUUCGUUGGAGCACUCAAGGGAGUCCAAGCAAAGGCCAAGCCGCAAAAAAUACAAGAAUGAGGAAACUCUGGAGUUGAGUUCAGAAGACCAUUCGCGGGACACUCAUCAUAACUCAAAACCAGCUGAAGAAAACAUGGACUCUAGCGAUUCGGAUGAGAAGUUAAUUUGGUCCACAACCGCAAGGAUAAAGCCUACGACUUCAAAGAGAAAAACAAAGGGGUCAACAAAUGAAACUCCAGAAGUGCCCACUGAAAUUACCACGGAGCUGAAUAAGGUCACUUCAAGUGAUAAAGAGAAAACGGAAGACCUAUCGCCCCCUCAACCCCCUGAAGAAAUCACAGAAGACCCAGGGGCACUCAUCACAGACUUAUCGGAAUUCGAAUCAACUGUCAGUACGUCCUCCACAGAUCAACAGGAGCGACCGGAUAGCGGUCCCACCCGACCUACCAGUCCAUCAAGGACUUGGGGGGAGAUUGUAACACCACAUCCCCCCGAAUUCUUUGAUUAUCCAGAGGCCACGUGUCGCGAGGACAUGGAUCUGCACGAGGUGUUCGGCAUUAGACUCGAACGAGAUCGAGGCUUGCCCACCAAGGUAUUGUGCGACUUCAAAAACAGCUGGGGCGGUCCUUGGCUACUGAUGACGCGCAUAGAGCUCCCAGUGCGCAUACACCUGCGCCACUGGUACUUCGGCUACGUAACUCCGGACUACAAGGACAUUAACAUCAACUUCCUGGCCCUGGCCCACAUCAUGAACUCCAUGCGCACUGCCAUGCUGAUCCUCGGGCAGGACAAGGACAACAAACUGGUUUAUAAUCUCUACGACGACGUGGUCAUCUCGGCCUUCAAUGAUCUGUUCAUGAUGCGCAAGGCCGAGUUGGUGGAGGCUAACACCACGGAAUUGCUUUUCGUGUCCGUGGGCAAGGUGAUGAGUUCCUACGCGGGGCGGAAUCGAUCGUGCCCUUUACAGGUCCUCGGCAGCUGGUGGGGUCAUCACGUGGUUCAACAAAUGUACCAGGGAUUUUUCUGUGUCUUUCCCAAGGAUCGGAACAUCUCAAUGCCCGGCUAUGUGGCAAUAUUUAUCAAGCCCAGCGUAUUUACGGUAAACCACACAGCCUUCUACAACAAGCCCAUAUCCACGCGACGACCCUGGAACACCAGCUUAAAUACGAAGGUACUGAAUAAUACUGCCAGAAGUUCGACGCUUUAUAAGAAUAACCAAAAAAUAGAGUGGGAACGAAACAAAGUGGCUGUCAACAAGGAGCUGGUGCGUCGGGCGAGGAUCUUCGAGACCAUCGAUCGGUUGAGAAUGGAGGAGGCAAGGCGCUACCGCAUGAGGUAG